This is a messenger RNA of Dendroctonus ponderosae (mountain pine beetle), 4542 nucleotides long. RefSeq names its product serum response factor homolog (gene bs). Gene Ontology annotation, biological process: positive regulation of transcription by RNA polymerase II. The coding region runs from base 154 to 1440 and encodes 428 amino acids. The record is from RefSeq and is a predicted model, not a curated record. The transcript is spliced from 3 exons. Lineage: Eukaryota; Metazoa; Arthropoda; Insecta; Coleoptera; Curculionidae. Gene Ontology annotation, molecular function: protein dimerization activity; DNA-binding transcription factor activity, RNA polymerase II-specific; RNA polymerase II cis-regulatory region sequence-specific DNA binding.
UGGAGAGCGCUGGGCGGUACAGUCUUCGUUGUAGUGUCGCGAGGGUAACCGUAUACUCGUUCGUGCCCUCAGCUGUGAUUCCGUAGUUGCGUAUUUUAUUACGCUCCUUUUCUGUGACGUGUGUUUGUUUAUAUUCCCAAGCUGUGGUGCGAAAUGGAGCCUCCUGGCGGGAGAGAUUCCCGUUUUCAAUUAGGCUACAGUAUGAACUUACUGAGCGGAGAAUCACCUCCCGAAAUUUAUGGUGGAGGUUUGGGCCGGCCGUCCACAAGUUUGCAACAACUUUCACCUCGGCACACCAUGGUGUCUAGUGCCUGUAGCACCCGGGGUGGACUUAAAUCGGACGGGUGCUACGAUGAUCGCGGAAUUACUCCUCAACAUACUAUGGGGUUCGAUUCUAGCGGUGUAAACGACAUGCAUGACGAGCCCUACAGUUCGCUUCAGUCGAAAAAAUCUCCGCCCAGUAAUGGCAAAAAGACCAAAGGACGCGUUAAGAUCAAGAUGGAGUAUAUCGAAAACAAACUACGGCGAUACACCACAUUUUCCAAGCGAAAAACUGGCAUCAUGAAGAAGGCUUAUGAACUGUCGACCCUAACUGGUACACAAGUGAUGCUGCUUGUUGCCUCUGAAACGGGUCACGUGUACACUUUUGCUACGAGGAAGUUACAACCUAUGAUCACGUCGGAGGCCGGAAAGGCUCUCAUCCAAACGUGCCUUAACUCUCCCGAUCCACCAGCUGGAUCUGUAGGCGACCAACGCAUGUCCGCCACUGGUUUCGAGGAAACUGAACUGACAUACAACAUAUCCGACGAGGAUUCUAAAAUUAAUAUUGAAGAUUUUAGCGAAUUCGAAGACUGUGACGACGACAAUUUCGAAGACGAAGAUGAACCGCCUAGAAAAGUAGUGGUUUCGUCCAAACGCGUGUUUAAGCCAUCACAAACCAACACCAGCUCGCAGGACUCUCAGGGUUCGUCAGAUUCUUCAGCUUCUGAUAUCAGGAAGCCAACGAAAAAGCAUAAAGCGCCUCACAAAGUGCCUAAAGAAGAUCCCGAAAUUAUAAGUCGCCUUAAUCAAAUGAACAACGCACUGAUUCAGUCGAAUAAGGCGAAGGCUACUUCUACAGUUCCGACAAGCGUGAGCACAGUACUUGGCGUACAGAAUAAUACUUCGAUAGUCUCCACUGGUUCUACUGCACUUUCAAUACAACGGGCAUCAUUAGUUACUACUACGAAACCAUCUUAUAUUGCUGCAAAGUUACCGGAAACUGUAAAAAGUGUACCAACUUUACUUGUGAAAACCAACAACGGGAUAGCAUUUUCCAGUAUUCCCGACGGCAUGAUUGUUAGAGUGAUUCAGGGUGCUCAAUCGAACUUGGUAGCGCUGCCAGUCAAUUCGGUUCUCGCUAACGGAGUUACAAUUAUAAAAACUCCUGAAGGGCGGUAGGAAAGUUGAACAAUCAUUGUUUUUACAGAUUAACCCAAGUUACAGAAGCAAAUUACGAAGUUAGAUACUUUCGUGCGCUUCAAGCGUCCAUUACAUGGACAGAGAACGAGCCAAAAGGAUUCUGCAAAUUGAUCGUGGAGAAAACAUGUUUGUCUUCCAAGGCAAAGUCAGCAUUAUUAGAGGAAAGGCAGCAAAUAUGGGAUACCCAUUUUUUUUUGUCUUAUAAAAAAAUUAGUGACUGUUGGGUACAUUCGGUUUUGAUUAUUCAAUACAACGAUAGCUACAUUAGUUAGUCACAACCUGUGAUAAUUUCACAUUUAUUAAACAAACUAGAAAUUGAAGAUUUGGGAAAAAUAGUGAAAAUAUGCAUUUGUGUGUCAGUUUGAAAUUGGCCCUAAAUAUGGGCUACCCCCAAAAACGUGUGAAAAAUAUUCGAUGUGAAGUGGUAAUCAAUCUUAUUGAUACUGAUAAGUUCUAUCUAAAAUUAAUAAUUUAUUAAAUAACUCAUAACUAUAUUGUAAUUUUACAUUUAGUACUUGCAAAAAUCUCACACCCACAAUCUUGUUUUUCGGCCCCAGCGCACUCGUUGUGGGCCCACAAAUUGCAUAUCAGGCACUUGACCCAUAUUUCACCGUAGUUAUUCUCUAACAAAGGGACUUUGCAAAACAUACAAGUUACAUCAUCUGUGUUUUGCAUAGUCUAGAAGUCAGAAAACUCAUUGUAAUCGCUAUCAUCGUCUGCAGGCUUAAAAUUUUCCUCAUCGUCGCUGCUAGAACUAGAAGUAGGGUUUCGAUUCUAUUUCUUUUGACUGAUAGAUACUCUCAAAUUGUGAUACUUUGUGGCUUGGAGGACCUGCUUUUGUUUUCCUUUUUCUCUCUUUUCCCUUUUCUUUUCUUCUUUCGUUUUUCCUUAUUUUGGGCUUUAUUGAGAGAUUCCACAAACUCAUGUUUGUAGGGAGAAUAGGUUACCACUGAGCACUUACUUGGCUUACUCCCACGACUGGAGGUUUUUUUCUGCAAACAAGGCACAUGAGAGACAUGAUAGCAAUGAUUGUCGUAUAGAUCCAGAUGUGGAAGGAGCUGAUGGGCUGCAAUUCCCAAAUAACUUUGUUUUAAAGGCUGGUUUAUCUUGGUGUUGUGAGAGCCCAACUUUGGAGACUUUCUUCGCCUGAGUUUACUUCCCUGGCAGGUGCACAAGAUCCUUUAGAAGGCGUGUUGAUCGAAUGAUAAAAUUAUCGUAUCUGGGAAUCACAGAAUUUUCAGACUGAUUUUAAUUGAUUGCGCUGGGAGACCGCAGCAUCUCAUUCUUUUCAUUUUCAGGUUGAUUUCAAUUGGUAGCGCUUGGAGCCAUCAGCAUCUCAUCCUAUUCAUCAGUAGUGUCACUAGGUAUGCAGCUCGAUUUUUUUCCCGCUUCAAUCUCAGCAGCAAUGAAAUCGGAAUCCGAAAAUAUAUUUUUAGUUAAAUGCCUGUUAAAUUAUGCCUGUAGUUCGGAAUCCAUUAACGGCAAGAAGCUCAGAGACACCGGAUUCACGUGGCGUAUUACUUACAUCAUUAGCUCUAGCCAAUUCUAUGAUCUCUAUAUUACGUGUAUGGCUGUAAUGGCCAUCCAAAAUCAGCAGGACUGGUGACGUUUUACUGUGUCAAUUAAAUUUUUGGAUCCAUUCUGCAAAAAUAUUACUUCAUCCAUCCACUGGGAUGAACUGCCAUAAUGGAACCUGGGAGAGCUCCUUGCAUCAAUUGUUGAUUCAUGUUUUGCGGGGAAAUAUCAUCAAUUGGUGAGAUGAAUUGGCCAGCAGCGCUCAUCGAUGCUAUAAGAAUUAUUAAGGAUCUUCUUCCAGCGGAAGUUAUUGAUGCUAUUCGUGGAUGCCCUUUUUGUACAAAAACUUGUGCAAUCUUGUUCCGUACAACCAUUAGACCUGUCUCAUCAACAUUGAAGAUGCGUUCAGGGGGAUAAAACGUCUUGUUGUGUUCUUCUAGAUCAUUUUCCUAGUUGAAGUCUCUUCUGCGAGCAAAUGACGUUCCCGUUGGUCGUUGUACUGAUAGCUCUUGAUGGCUCUGCCAAACAUGUUGCCUCCAAACGGACGCCUUACCUCCUUACGUCUUUUCUUGUUAAUCCACGAAAUUUAGCUUCCAUCUCCAAAGUAUAACGAACUAACUCGUGUUUUAAGUAAUUCCCUAAGAUAGCUUUACUAGUUUUGUUUGGGCUGCUUUAAUUGGUUCUAGCUCUAUUUUUCCAGCAGAACGUUGCAAUGUCGAACGUGGGACAUUAAAUAUUUUUGAAGCUGUGAGGGUACCCAUCUCAUGCUGCCUCCCGGGUGUUAUAGCGCGUUCCACGUCCCCCUCGUCUCAUAUUUUUAUUUUUUUCUUUAUUUGAUAAAAAAUUAUUUAUUUUAUUGAAAUUUUCUUUUUUUUUAUUUGACUUUGUACCGAUGUUUGUUCGACAUUUUAACAAAAUAUACUUUAGGUUAGUUCUAAACAUGGACCACCAGGCCAUAAUACAAACACAGGGGUAGCCCAUAUUGCCAAAAUGGUUUAAAAAAAAUGGGACGAAAACUAAUGCUUGAUAUGUCGCUUUAAGCUGGUGCAGAAAUGGUUUGGAAAUUAUUCUUAAUUUUCUGGUAAUGACAUUUAUAAACUAACCGGAAAAAGUUGUUUGACUUUGAAACCGACAAAAACUGAAAAUAAACUGUCACACGUCUACCGCUGUAGUGUCAUCUCUAUCGUGGAAUAUUAACUACUCCAGUUACAGUUUGUGACAGUCGGAUGCAGAAAACUGCAUCGGACAACUGAGAAACCCACCUAGCUCAUAUUACAAGGCUAGUCCAUAUUUGCUUCCUUUCCUAGUGCUCGUAUUCGCUUAUACUCAGAAAGUGUGAAUACUAAGAGGUAUCCUAGGAACAUCAAAAUGGUUGGUAGAUCAUAUAUAUUUAAAAAAAAAAAAUUUCUACAGAUAGAAAAGCAUACAAAAUUAUAGUGGAUACCAAGCCACUAGAAUAAAAUGUAUGAUCCUAACCUCCAAUGAAACCUGAGUCAAUUACUCAAAAAAAACAAUAAUUUAUAUUGAAAAAGUUUAUAUUAAACUGAACUAUAGAUAAGCAAUCAA